CCAGCAUCAACAGGAGCACCAGCAGGAUGGGGACGAAGGCCAGGACGAGGACCAGGACCAGGACGGAACGGAGACCAACAGCAGCAGCACUGCCCAGAACAGCUAUACCAAAGACGCGAAUUCCAAUGCAGGCAUGCGAUUGCCAGAGCAGAGAGGAAGGUCCGGCUCCAUGCAUGCCUCCGUCAGUCAUCCAACACGGGACAGGAUUCUAAUGCCAAACCGCUCAUCCAUCACCAUCGGCAUCGCCAACAGCCAAGGCAUCGGCAGCAGCAGUCGAAACACAAGCAGCUCCAGUCUUUCGCGUCUGCACUCGCUCCACCAGGCGGAAGCUAUGCACAGCUCCAGCAGCAUCCACAUCGGCAACACUUCUUCCUCUAAUCUCAGUCGCGACUCGUCCCCGCGGCCUGGCCGGUUUCCCUCCCCUCCCACUGCAGCUGCAAUCCCUACACGUCGCAAAAGCUCCUUCGACAACCUCGGCUCUGCAUCUGGGACUUCCUCUGCAGCGUCAUCGUUUGAGUCUGGCAGGAUCUUGAGGAGGCCAUCGGAUCAGCUGGCUUCGGCCUAUCAGCCAAUGCAUGGUCGUGCUUCGAGUCCCCAUAACCAUCACCACCAUCAUCAUCAUAGUGGCAGCAUGGGAUUGCUGGCGCAGACAACUGGGUCCACAUCCUCUGGCGCAGAGUCCAGCGGCAGUAGUACAAAGUUCAAAAGCAUUCCAAUCCCUCAGCCCCUUCUCACCCGUCGCUCCAGUCGCUCGUCUCUUUCCUCCAAUGACUCGGAUGAGGUGUCGCAUCAACAUCAGCAUCAUUAUCGUAGCAUCAACAGCAACAUGCCGGUACAUGAAUCCCCGCGGUCUGGACAAUUUCAUCAUCCUAGGAUAGGAAGCGCCAGUCGGAGACCAUCGAAUUUAGCAACGUCUGUGUCUAAUAGCCUCAGUGAUUGGGAUCAAAGCUCCUUUAUACCGAAAACAUUGCCUGGAGGAGGAGGGGGCACAGGAGGAAAUAGCACAGGAGGUUCAGGUUUAGGAGGCAGUGGAGCAGUCAAUGCAGGUGGUAGUGGUGGCAAGUAUCUCAUUCGAUCCAGAAGGACCUCGUGGAUAGAUGCAGGAGGCCACUCAGAAUACGGGUCGACACCCUCGUCACCCAGACCCAUUGGAAGAGUUCGGUCUAGGAGAGCAUCGAUCACGGAUGAGCUAUCGCUGGACGACUGGUCGCCGACUCGGAGUCAAGGCACGCCUUCCCUCAAUACCUACUCGACAUCAAUACCGACAGGUUCCUUCUCACAAUACAUGGCACAAGAAAGGAGAUCAAGGGCCGGAUCACCAAUGACAGGACAGAGCAUUGCUUCGCUUAUGGAAGUUGCCGCGCUCAACAACCCCUUUGAGAACAUGAGGAGCCCUGGAUCAAGCGACACCGUACGUGACAGGAAUUCUGACAGGGGAAGGGAUUCCCCAUCCCCUUCAAUCUCGCGGAGUUCCUCAGUGUCGGGACGAUAUCUUGUCAAGUCAAGAAAGGCUUCCUUCAUUGACAUGAACUCGGCAAACGAUUUUGAUCAAUCAUCACAGCAGCACCUCGGUACCACUCAGCAUUCGCUCCUUGCCACAGGCAUCAGGACGCCACUCCUCGCUCGCUCACCCAACAUUUCACCAAAGGGGUCACCCAAAGGUUCACCAAAAAUCAUGCCCAUGGUGAGAUCCUCAGCCUCGAGCCCAUUGGCCGGACCGGCUUUGUCCGGAGUAGUCAUACCCGGUAGGCCAUCCCCAGUCAUGUCGUCUCCAAGCGUCAAAGUUGGACACAGUCGACAGGCGUCCAUCACAGAUGUAGAUGCGCAUGAACGGAGGCUUAGGCGCCAAGCAGGGAAUCGUUUCCAUUACGAGUCUGGAUUUCGACCAGCAACGGAUGUAUCGUCAGACAAGGAUAGUGUUGAUGUCGACGUGGAAGCUCUCUCGUUGGACAGCCCAAAGUCAACGGGCUAUAUUGGCAGGUACCAGAAUUCGAAAGGCUCUGCUCCGGGCCUCGAUCAAGCUGCAGUUCAGUUUGCUGCUAGCCGUGAUAGCGACAACAAUGUCUCUGUCCCGGAGCUACCUCAUUCCAACUAUUUGGAUUCUGUUGACUUUGUCAAUGCAUUUAAGACUCAUGGGCAACCCAAGAUACCCGACCCAAACCAGGCGAAGCCCAUCAGGAGACGAUCUUUCGACUCUAUUGAUCCAUCCAUGCUCCAUGCUGAGAUUAUUGCGCAGACUAGGAGAGCAAAACUGGAGAAAUGGAGGCCCGAUUUGUUUGAGGCGAUCGCUGACUCCAGGUCUGAGUCAGCCUCGCCAUCUCAAGGAUCAGACAACGCAGGAAACUUAACGCCGGCAUCUGAUAAAAUCAUCUGGGUCGACUGGCUAGAAGAGUACCAGGCGGAAAAGCAGGCGCGUCUCAUGCGCCUGAAGGACAAGUCGCUUUCGCCAGCACUUUCAUUAUCAGUCUCUCCCCCGUCGAGUGGUCAGGGUGUGCGAGGAGAUGUUAGAUCCAUGUCCAUCCUGUCUGGGACAUCACCAGUGUCACCAUCAUCAGCAGGAUCGCUCUCUCCAACAGCGCGUCGGUCGAAAGCACCUCAUGGACUCCGGAUAGAUUCCCGAUCACCUUCAGGAGUCUCUAUAUCCAGCCAGAAGAGCCAGCAAUCUCUAAAAGGAGGGCUCGGUCCCAAGCUUGUAAACUGGUGGAAAUCGGUGCGCAGAAAGUCCAUGUCGCUGGUGCAUCCGCGCAAGUCUAUCGACUCACCGGCACUGCCAGGAGAGUCUAGCAAAUCGAAGGCUCGUGAUUCAACACCGUUGCCAGAUAUGGAACCAAAGCAAGGGCAUGCUGAGCCUGCCAGCUCCUCUUCCAGCCCGCCACCACACCCACUCAAGGAAUCGUUUGUUUCUCAUUCGUUAUUUGAGAAGCCAAGCAACUCGAAACCGGGACCGCUUGUCUUAACAACAGCCUUGAACCCGACAGAGACAAGUCCAACAAAAUCUACCGCCACAAGGACAUCGCCUCGCGAGAAGCCAGGACUCUCAAUCCAAGUGAACAUGUCUCCAUCCCUCGUGAGACGUGGCUCUGUAAUGGUACGGACAUCAUCUUUCUCUGCAGGGAUCAAUUCUGCCAAUGCUCCCGAAGGCAGCCCCCAGCAAGCCGGACCGGAACGAUCCAACAAAACGAUCCGCAGUAUGUUGGAGCAGUACAAGGCAGAAUGCGAUGAGGAGAUGCGAAAAAUUAUCGACGGCCUUAAUGAGUAUGUGGAAAAGGGACUCAACUACGUGGAGGAUCUCGACAACAUGCCGGAUUUUUCUGCUCAGCAGUUAGACCAAAAUGAGGUCGAAGAGAUCGAAGGCUGGAUUGAGAACAGUCAGAUGGAAAUGGAAGAGGAUGACGCUACCCAGGAACUCGAUAACGAUAGGGAAUUCGACAGCGUCAACGAUCAAGCUUUGUACGAGGACGACAAGACUCCUCGGACAGAUUACACGAGUGAGCAUCAGGAAUUCAGCGAGGGGUAUUUCCCAGAAGUAUCGGACAGCGAGUCACCCAUCGCAGAAGAGCGCAAGUUGCGGUCCAUGCGCGAUUCAGGAGAGUGGUCCCCAUCGCCUUCUUGGAAUGGUGGCAGCAUACCUUUGCAUCGCAAGAUCGCGCGAGAUGGCCGACAGCGAUCACACUCGCGUGUCUCUUCUCUCUCACGCAGGCCCAACUCGAACGCCGGCUAUUCGCCCAACACGCCUCUCAACGCCUCGCCCAGCGCCAAUGUCACUCUUAUUUCAGAGGAUUCUUAUCAGCCAACACCCUUCAUUCUCACAUUACAGGAGCUUAUUUCGGUUGCACAACUCAUGCUGGAUACACCGCUGAAGACUAUUUUGGACAACAAGGGUGCUUGCACCAAUUUUGUGACAAAACUUCAGGUGAUUGGCAAAGCGUGGGACUACAAUCGCAAUUGGCCUUGCAGGGCAUGGUAUGUGAAGGCACUUUUGGCCGUCGCUGGAUUGGCCCGAGUGGUGCAAUGGUGGGAGGCGGAGCGCAACCACUGGAUGCAGAGCGCCAACAUUUCUAUCAAGACCAAAGAUGCAUCUCGUCCCACCAGCAUUCAUGUCAAUAAGCAGGAUCCAGUAAUCCAAUCAACUAUUCAACCUGCAGAUCAGAACAGCAAUGCACAGAAACUUGGCAAGGAUGUCUUCGCGGAUGAUGAGAAGUCUAGUGAUCAGGACACACCGUUUUUGAGCCACCCUAAAGCUGUUGGCGCUGCGACGCAGGAAGAUAUGGCUAACACGUCUGCUGCGGACAUGGAUGUGGAUACCACCAAGGAUGAAGAAGAUCUUGUCAGCAUGGAUGUCUUGGCCAGCCUUCUGGAAAAGGACACGGACGAACAAGUAAGGCUGACGAAGGAAGAUAUCUUACAGCUGAAGCGUGAGGCGGAGAGGGGCCAGAGUAAGAAUGUCGUGAUGGAACUCAGUCUUGAUAUGGACGAUAUCAUGAUCUUGUACCUCAGUCCAAGCUGGACAGAGCUUUUAGGAUCUGAUUGGCAGGAGCUCAUGGACACGCCUAUCUGCACCUUUUUGACCGAGGACGAGGUCAAUGUCUUUAGGGAUGCGACACAACGACUCUUGGAGGAUGAUCAAUCGACCUUGGAGCUGACAUUCCAUAUCCUUUCAGAGUUCAGUCCUCCUUCAUCUUUUGACGACACGAGUUCCAACCAGUCUGAGCACUUCACCUACAUUCAAGGAGUCAACCACCUCGGGGAGACGGGCCACUUUCUCAAGAUGAUUGGACGAGGCAUGCUCAUCUAUGACCGCACAACAUGCGAGCCUGUUCGAACAAUGUGGGCGAUCCAGCCACACCUUAGUCCGGAUGAAAACACGCUGUCCUCAUCCGGUUCAGUUAUGUCUGCUCUCUCUGAGAACUCUGAAGAGGACGCAGAGCAACGAAGCCAUAACGAAGACGAGAGAGCGCAGGAUCCAGACCAAAUCAAGAGCCAAGAUGAGAUAUACCAGCGAACGGCGGCAGAGAAUGCGGCGCUUCAUCAACAGCUGAUACCGCUUCAGGAAAUCCGAUGCAACAUCUGUGAGCGCAUGAUCAUCUCGCUUUACUUCGAAAAGCACUCUGGCAUCUGCUCUGAGUGGCAUAAGAUCGAGAUGGAGCUUCAGCUUUGUAAUGACCUCUUGCGUGAGCUCAUCACUCAUAUCAGCACUUUGAAGGAGCCACUCACGGCUCAUCCCUCGACAUUAGAGGAGGGCGCUCCGAUGAUACAGGACCUGGAUGCCCUCAACAAUCUCCAGACCAUCUGUCGGACAGCGUUAGCAAUCUCGACUCCUGGACGCGACGCAGAUCCCGACGAUAAGUUAUCAAGCAAGGAAUCGAUGACACGGGUUGCCAUCCAAUCGCCAGCAUCAGAGUCACGCAUGUCCGAAGUCUUUCGCUGGGAAGCUCCGGCGACGAGCGAUAUUUCCAUUAUGGCUGUGAGCGACAGGGUCGACGCUGCUAUCCAUCACAAGGCAGCGCUCGUGGCGGACAUGAGGCAGAUUGCAGAAGAGGAUGAGCGCGAGCAAAGCCGGGGAUACGGUCUGGAAGAGGAGUUUGCAGCUCAAUGCACUGUCGAAGGCGUGACCGUCCCCCAGCUGGUGGAGCAGCAGGCCUCGCCCGUGGAUGCUGCACCGCCGCCUUCGUCAGCAGAUCUCUCUAGGACUGCAUCAACAUCUUCAGGUCUUGGAACAGGCGCCGCAUCCGACUCUGCAGAGUCAUCGACAACCGUUGUCAAGAUGAGCAAGGUCGACAAGCUGCCUGCUGAGGCUAAUCCGGUUCUUCAGGAGGACAAGAUCGGCGAAAACAGUCAAUUCACCAACGCUGGCCAGACUAGCCAGACGAACAUGGGUAGCCAGGCGUCUCAGAGCAGCCAGGUAUCCCAGGAUAGCCAGGGCAGCCAGACGAGUUCAGCGUCGGUUGCUACGCGAAAACAUCGUCCCUCGUUUGUCGAUAUCCACUCUGCCUCGUCCUUUUUCCCAGAAGCCCGUCUUUCGCCUCGGACUGCAGGUAGAUUCCUCGCCCCCCAUUCAGCUGACGGCUCACCCACAGACAACACAUCGCCUUCGACUCUGAUGAAAUCGCCGCUCUCGCCUUCGUUUCCUCAGCCAACUCCUCUUACUCGCCCUACGCCACCCAGCAUCAAGGACUUUGACUUCAUCAAACCCAUUUCCAAAGGAGCGUUUGGCUCGGUCUUUUUAGCGAAGAAGAGGGCGACUGGUGAUUACUAUGCGGUCAAGGUCCUCAAAAAGUCAGACAUGGUGGCCAAGAACCAGGUGACCAAUGUGAAGGCAGAGCGCUUAAUUCUGAUGAACCAGACCGAUUCGCCCUUUGUGGUCAAUCUGUACUUUUCAUUCCAAAGCAAGGAUUAUUUGUAUUUGGUUAUGGAGUAUCUCAAUGGAGGCGACUGCAUGGCACUCAUCAAGGCUAUUGUGCGCCUACCUGAAGAUUGGGCGAGGAAUUAUUUGGCGGAGGUCGUUCUUGGACUGGAGUAUCUUCAUAAUGCAGGCAUCGUUCAUCGCGAUUUGAAGCCGGACAAUCUUUUGAUUGAUCAGAAUGGGCAUUUGAAGCUCACAGAUUUUGGUCUUUCACGAGUCGGUUUCUUGGGACGCCAGGCACAGACCGAUAGGAGGUCCAAGGCCCCCAUGCCCUCUCCCUAUCCAGAGUCGAGACCCAUGUCACCAUAUCUCUUUUCAAACGCAGUGGAUUCCAGUCAUGAGUCGACUAUCCCGAUGAUUCCGACACCCAAGCUGGGGCCUUCUAACCCAUCCUAUUUUAGCUGGAGCGAAAGAAGCCGACGGUCAUCGAAUGCCAGUAUGACUUCUAUAGAUGGGCGGUCCCCUGUAGUUGGAAUGCCAGCAGCAGAAAUGCCAAAGUUACCCGCAGCUGCUGUGUUGGCUUCUUCGUCCUCCAAUGCGGCCUUUCCACUUUCAGAAAGCAGCGUCAAGUCCUCAAGCUCGUAUCUUUCAGGGGCACUCCUUCCUCUUAAUUCGAUGUCGCCCAAGGUUUCGCAUGGUAAUUCGCCACUGAUGCCUCCGUCUUUCUUACUGAAUGACUUGAAGGAGGAAGCGCCAGAGAAGUGCGUCGGAACACCGGAUUAUCUUGCGCCAGAGUGUGUCCUUGGCAUGAGUCAGGAUGCCAUGGUCGAUUGGUGGGCCCUAGGUGUAAUUUGCUACGAGUUUCUCUACGGAUGCCCGCCUUUCCAUGGAGAGACGCCCGAACAGGUGUUCGAAAACAUUCUUUCUAGAGACAUCGAUUGGCACGAGUCGGAGCUAGAGAUUUCACCGGAGGCUCGCGACUUUAUGGAGCGAUUGUUGUGCAGCGCUCCGGAACAGCGUCUUGGAUUCAACGGUGCUGAAGAGGUCAAGAAUCAUCCCUUCUUCAAGGAGAUCAACUGGGAUACCUUACUCUCAGAGAGACCAGCGUUCGUGCCCGCGCCAGCAGACAUUGAAGACACAGACUACUUCGACGUGAGGGGCGCAAAGAUGGGCUCAUUCAAGGAGGAUAUUCCCGAACUGAAGGACGUCCAAGCCAUUGCCAAUGCUCUCGCGAAGCGCAAUAGCCUUGCACCAACACAGCCAGCGAGCCCAGCUAUCUCAGAGGGCUCGAUAUCGACGCCUCCUGCUUUGUCAUUGGAUAGCAACCAGUUGGAUACGUCAGUGACACCUCGUGCCCGAACCCCAACGCAUCAAGAAGACGAGGCCACCUCUAGCCCGCCUGAGUCAGCCAAGGAUGAGCCAGGGGCCGACUUCGGUACAUUUGCAUUCAUCAACCUUCCUGUUCUCGAAAAGGCGAAUAACGAUGUGAUUCGAAAGUUAAAGGGCGACAGUGCGAUGGCUUCCAAUGGUGGCAGCAGUCUGUCUUCAUCUGUCUCUGAGCUCUCGGCAGAGACUCCAGGAACACCAGGCUCGACUGGCUAUGUGAGCAGCGCAAGCAUCACGAAGAGUAAACAUCGGUCCAUGAAUUCUAUGAAUGCGUUGACCAAUACUCCGCCAUUACGAUUUGAGGGUAAGAACUAUUUUUCGUAUUCGCCCAAGAGCUCGCCUUCUUCAAGCGGAUCGGCCGGCACUAGCGGCAGCCAGCAGCAAGGAGGAGGUGGAAGCACGCCUCAGGAAGGCAGUGAACAUCACCCUCAGAGGUCAGCAUCUGUUCCGGUCGCAUUUGGCGAGGACUAUAAGGAGAGGAUCUCACCUCUGGAUCUCUCACAAGCAUCGCGACGAUCGUCGAUGCCUUUGCGCCCACGGACCCAAAGCGCUGGAGGCGCAGAUAUCCAUCCAUUUGUUAUACCCGACUCGGCGUCUCCUAUUUCACCUAUGGGGCCUGGCAAGAAUCUGCCUUUGGCCCAUCAUACGCGUGAUCGUAGAAGCGGCAGCACAGGCAGUGGAUCAGGACUACGCUCAAGUCGACACUCCCUUAAGGCAGCGGCGACAUUGCGGUCGACGACUAAGGGAGUUGUCCGCAAGGCAAACAGGACGCGAGAUUGUCUGGUCGUGGAUGAUAACCCGAUCAGUGCCAAGAUUCUGGAGACGAUUUUGACACGCCUCAACUGCCGGUGUGUUGUGAUGCGAAACGGAGCGGAGGCGAUUCGAUGCGCUAUGGGAAGCGUCAAAUUCGACAUUAUCUUUAUGGACAUCCGCAUGCCUAUCAUUGAUGGUGAGACCGCGACGAGGAUGAUCAAGUCAACGCAGAACACGAACUCAUUGACGCCGAUUGUUGCAGUCACUGCGUUCCCAGAUUUGGCAGCACAGAUCUUUGAUUACAUGAUGGUGAAGCCAGUGACGCGCGAGGAGAUUGAGAAGCGACUGCAGUUCUUUUGCCCGAUCCAGUCAAAUGUGAGUGAGACACCGACGCCGGGACGAGAGAAUGCACCGACCACAGGGCAGUGGGUUGGAGAUGGGUUGAUGAAAGCCAGGUCUGGGUCGGUGUCGUCUACAGCAACAUCGAUGUCGACGCGACCGGCGGCAGUGGUGGCGAUGGAUCGAGAGCGGGGGAGAGAUAGAGAUUCGAAGGAAAAGGAGGAGUUAGAGCGCCAAGGUGGAAGUGGACUGGCGGUGAUGGAGGGACAGAGUCAAGAACGAUGCUCUUCUGGUAGCUUGACGCGGCCUGUGCAGAUCACGGAAAAGGAAGAAGGAGAGGAGGCAGCAGCAGUCUAGAUGCGAAAGAAAGUAAGGCAGAGCGACACAUUCAUGACACGACAUAUAAAGAGCACAAGUUUUGCAGAGGAUGUAUAUACGAAGCGGUAUGUAAAGAUUACCAGUUUUGCAAAGGAUUGAAGGCCUGUUUGAUUAGAUGUUUUCUCGCAAAGAGAGCAGGAUACUUCUGUGGAUGUUGCUUUGACAUCAAAAGGGAUGGGUGAAAAUGAGUGUGUUAGAUGCAGUUGUUCGAG
Gamsiella multidivaricata is the source of this 9411-nucleotide messenger RNA. RefSeq lists its product as uncharacterized. The coding region runs from base 134 to 9178 and encodes 3014 amino acids. Lineage: Eukaryota; Fungi; Mortierellomycota; Mortierellomycetes; Mortierellales; Mortierellaceae. The transcript is spliced from 6 exons. The record is from RefSeq and is a predicted model, not a curated record. Gene Ontology annotation, biological process: phosphorelay signal transduction system; peptidyl-serine phosphorylation. Gene Ontology annotation, molecular function: protein serine/threonine kinase activity; ATP binding. Gene Ontology annotation, cellular component: nucleus; cytoplasm.